ACAACGUCCUAAUUUUUGUACUAUGCUGUGUAAUAUAUUCCUUCAAGGUGGAUAUAUGUACAUGAAUAUGAAAUAAUAGUUGUACGUGUAUUAAACUGUAUAUAUUGAAACAAAUAAACUUGUGAUAAAUUUAAUCGCCUAUGAACAAUCAAUUCUAUGUGUAUUAUCACCUGUUCAAUUUUAAUAAUGAUACCAUUUUAUAAGUUUUAAUUCAUUAUUCCAAUUUGAAUGAAAAUAAUGAUAAGGAUAAUAUUGACAACAAGAAAAAUACAAAAAAUUAAUGAUAUCUAUUCCUGAAAUUCUGAAUAUUUUAAAGUCCUGAAUUGUUUAAUUCACAUAUGAACUAAAAUGUAACUAUGAGUUGUGCAAAAAUUGGUAUACAAGAAUACAUUCUAACAAAAUCUUAUACACCAAUGAGUAAAAUUUCAACAGAUGUUGAUAGUUCAUGUACAAAAAUUAUUCCUGAUAUAUCAGAAAACAGAAAAAGGGAAAAGGUGAUAGAUAUGAAAUUUCUACCAGAAUCCAAUGAAAAAGAUGUUGAAUCAGAUUAUAUCAAUAAAAAUAGUCCCAAUUUGUUUCAGUGCAAGUGUACUCAAUCACCAUGUAGAUGUUAUUUAAAUAAAGUGGGAACUUCAAUGGACAAUGUAUCUCCAAAAGAUUUAGAUUCAAGUCUUGAUGACUCGAGAAAUAAAGAUAAUUUCACUUCAAUUACUUUAGCGGAUUAUUUCGAUGCAUUAACAAAACAACCAAAAUCAUUUCGUGGAACGUCUUACAGCCUAUUACCACGUGAAAUUAUCAGUCAUUAUCAAAUGCCCAGGAAUCAAUCACAUUUAUCAACAUCUUCUAUAUCUACAUCAUCGAAGCAACAAUUUGACGCUGAUCACAAUAAUAAAUCAGCCAAUGAACAAAUAAAUAAUAAUAGUGAUAAUAAUAAUAAUAAUAAUAGGAUUUCAAAUUACAGUAGUAGUACCAGUAACAAUGAUAGUAAUGAACCAUCAUUUCCAGUGGAUUACUUUAACUAUCUAAAGAAGAGACGUGAGUUUCUUACUGAUCGAUUGUUAAGUCGAUAUACUGAAUUAAUAAAUUUAUUAAAUGAAGAAUUGGAGUUGACUGGAUAUCCACCAGCAAAUUAUUUACAGCAUACACAUGCUUAUUAUGAAGCGCUGGAAGCAUUCAAAAAAAUACAUGGGGAUGAUUUAUCCGAUCAGAUUUAUGAUAUGAUCACGAAUAAUGAUUCGGGUUUGCGGCUAAAAAAUAAAGGUCGUCAUGCUAAAUCAACAAAUUUCAUUCCUGUGCGUGGAAGUCGACUACAAGAAACAAGUUUCAUGUUAUCACCAAGAAUAAUGCGUAGAGCUAGUAUAAAACUUUCAUCAUCAGUUAACUGUCUCUUGAAAACUAGUCAUUCAUCAUUGUUUAUAGAAGAUUUAUGCAACCAACAUCAUGGACAAUCUAUGCCUUGUGAUGAAGAUAAUUCAAGUCAAAUUUUAGAGGAUCAAAACAAUUCCAUUCAUUUUAUAAAAGAUAAUCAUAAUGAUACAACAAAUUCAAUAGCGCCAACUAAAAAGUUGAUAAAAGAAGGUACUAUCAUGCAAAAAUUGAACAAAUCAAUCCCUUUAUCACUUAAGUCACGCUUUACAACUAAUUUAGUGAAAUCCAAUUAUGAUAUGCAUACAUCUGCCUCCAGUCCAUCUUUAUGUGAUUCUGGAAUCUUCCUGCGUCAGACAAUUGAAACAACAACCACGAAAACAACAGUAGAAACGACCACAGAAGCCCAGUUCUCCUCAUCUCCACCGUCAUCAGUAUCAACAAUCUUAACAAAUACAACACAACCAUUAUCAAGCCAAUCUAAUAAGAUCAUUGCUGUCAUUAACCCUAAAGAAGAAAUUUGUAAUCCUUAUAAUUUUAAAGAUAUACAGCAGGCUAUCUCAUGGCUUGAAGUUGAAUUGAAUGCUGUUAAAAAUAUAAUGCUGGCUAAUAUGAAAUGCGCAGAUGAGAAUAAAAAAAAUAAAGCAUCUCGUAAAGCCUACAAAUUAGCGGCUAAACGUAACCAAGAAACUAUAACUAACCUUGAGAAUCAAAUACAUGGCCUACAAAUGUAUACACAAAAACGCGAACUAUUCAAAUGCUCAAAAUAUGAAAAUACAUCAAUAUGUAAUUCUGAUCAUUAUUCAACCGGUCAGUCGCUACUCAAAGUGUCCUCGUCAUCUUUAUCUUCUCAAUUAUGCUCCUGUUCACCAUCAUCUUCAUUAUUACCAAGUGAACGUAGGUCAAUUGAUCAAUCGACGAAUGAGAUCCCCUCGAAAAUAAACAUUCUAAAAAAAUAUAGUGAGAAAUUUAACCAUUCAUCCAUCACUCAUUCCAGUGUAAAAGAUUUAUUAUUCACGCAAAGAGAUGUUGAUGAUGGAAAAAUAUCACGUCCAGUUAUUUCGUACCAUAGUAAUCAAAGAAAUCUACCACAGAAUUCAUUACAACAUACCCAACUGAAUAAUACUAAAACAGUCAAUGCAAAUGUUGAAGCAUUAAAACUGUUAUCACCCAGUGUAUCAUUGAAAUUUCUUCAAAAUAAUAAAGUUCAAAAUAAUUCAACUGGGACUCAACAGACAAUGGUUUCUUUAAAAGAAACAACAACGCUGACAACGGAUUUCGUUAAUGGGGAAAAUGAUAAUAAUUAUGAAAAUUUAUCUGAAUACGAGCAUCAAAGAGAUAAUAAUUAUACAACUACGACAAAAUCAUCAUCACCGGUGCCAUCCUCUUUGUUAGAUAUGGAAGAGUCUCAGUCAUAUAAUACAGCUGUUUCAACGACAUCUAAGAGUUUUAGUGAUAUAGGAACACAGACAGUCAAUCAUGAUACAUUUGAUGGUUAUAAUAAAAAUGGUAGUAAUAGUAAUAAUAUUGGUUUAGACACUAGUCCAAACAACCAAUCAUUACUAAACGGGAAUUAUACACAAGAUAUUUACCGUGGCAGUGAUCAAUCAUCAGAAAUGAACUCCUAUUAUGGUUCUCCAUCGCAUUAUCAACUUUCAUCGGAUUCAUCUCAUAACUUAAAAUCUAAUUGUCACCAACAUCAAGAAUUAUCAUUUAAUGCAAAAAAAUCAUUUUUGAAUGGGAAUAAAUUUCAACUAGCACCAAAACAAUUAAAUGGAAGUCAGAAUUCAUUGUUACAUUUGACAAAAUCAUGUCGAAGUCCGACAUUAUCAUCUUUUUCUUCUUGGUCAUCAACUCAUUCUUUAUGUUCAGUAAAUUUAAUUGGACAACGUGAAUCUGCAGAGAAUAACGGUAGUGAUACUAUGCCUGUUAAAAAGGUUUUACAAUCUUCUCACAGUACGCAUAAUAUUCGAAGUACACCACAAAAAACUUUAGUCGAUGUAGAAUUGAAUAAUCAUAAAUCUAAUCAUCAGAUUCAGUCAAAUGAAAUAAAAGUUCCAACUAGUCAAACCAAUUAUUAUUUACCGAUUCAUCAACUGCAAAAAAAUACUAACAGUACUAAAAAUAAUUCAAGUUUACAUUAUUUAUCUUGUGAACAAGUACAAUCCCCUGAUUUUGUUAAUAAAACAUCCAAAACUUGUUAUUAUAGUCCUGUUUCACAAAAUCGAUCAGGGCAAUCAAUUCGAAAAGUUAUUGAUUAUCGUAAUCCACUUUAUCCAGGAUUUAAAAGACAGAAUAAAGGACUACAUGUAACUUCAUCAACGGUAAAUCUCUGUCAAACUCCUACAGAUUCUCCAAACCACAAACGAUCUGGUAAUUAUCCAGCUAGAAUUAUUGAGAGAGCAAAGUUGUAGACCACAUUGGAUGAUUGUUGUUUCGUUGCUUAAGAAUGAGAAUUUCAAAGAUAGUUUUUUAUUUAAACCACGUGAAUUGGAAUAACCUCCGUUAGACCUAUAUUUCACUGAAUGUAUACAAUCGAUCAAUUAAUCGUUUGCUGUAUUUUACCUUGUGUACUUCCUGUGAUUAUGACAACGACAAAUAAUGAAAAAUGAAAUCAAAAAAGAGAGAGUUGAAGUGAUAACGUAACAUUUUCUCAUGUACUAUCUUUUCACAUAAUGAUUAUAAUUCCUUUCAUGAUUAAUAAUUGAUUCAAAUUUAUUAGUUUAUCAAUUACAGUGUUUAUUAUCAUUAUACAAUCUGACAGAUUUUGUAGUUCCAUUUCAAUCUUAAAUGAAUUUAACUUUAUCACAACAGUCUUUUCAUGAAAUUAGCAAGAUUUAUGUAAACUUUUCUAUCUACUUUAAUCGUUUUCUAUUUAUAUAUAUUCAACCAUCUAUUACUGCAGAAAUGAAGCUGUUUUAAUGAUUGACUCUAAACGAAAACACUCGAGUGUUAUUUCUUUUCAAAAAAAAAUAUUAUUUUAUUGAACUCAUUUAUUUGCUUAGUAGAAUGUAUAUUUGUGUGUAUAUACGCACUCAUUUUCUGUCUAAACACCUUGAUUAUAUGUGUACAAAAUUUUCAUGAUUUGGAUUGACUUAAUUUCUUCUUUUGUAACUACUGUAGUGAACGAGAACACAAGUGGGGACAAUCGAAUGUAUUUGGAUACAAAAUUACAGAAUCUCUUAGUAAAAUCUGAGAACCAUGAAGUAAAUACUUCAUUUGCAAAAUAUCUGUUGAUCGUUUCAGAAUUCAUUGUUCCUUUGUUUCCAUACCAAUCAUUCUCUGUUCUCGUUUUCUUUUCUUCGAUUUUCCUAACCUUGUUCCUCAAGGUAUUUCACUUUCGACUGGUGAUACAUACUACUUAUAUCAGUCUAUAUGAAUAGCGUACAACACACUACAAGCUCACUGAUAAUGUCUUGUCGCUAACUCGAGAAGGACAAGUAAUAAAUAAAUUCGCUUUGUAUC
Schistosoma curassoni is the source of this 4830-nucleotide messenger RNA. Lineage: Eukaryota; Metazoa; Platyhelminthes; Trematoda; Strigeidida; Schistosomatidae. The record is from the annotation of a GenBank genome assembly.